AUGCUCCCCAUCAUAUGCCAUGCUACUCUUCUCACUCGUGCAUGUGACAAUUACCGCUGUAGAGUAGCAGGUACUAAUGAGUUUUAUGAUGGUGAUCUUAUGGGUUGUGAAAAAAGUUACGACAAAAUGGGACGAACUGCCCAGGUAAAUAUCAUAUGUGGGAGUUGUUUGAAUGGGCAAUGUAAAGGUCAUCCUGGAUGCAUAUGUAAUGUCACAUAUGAAUCAAACUGCAGAGUUUUAGUGGAGCUUGCAAUGCCAUGUGAUAACCCAGGCCCUCAAAUAUUUCAAGGCUUCACUGUUGGUUUUCAUCCAAGAUCAUGGGAACUUGUUUAUAAUGGCUUGACCCAAGUUGGUUUUGAGAAACUCCACCAUGAGUUUAGCUUUGCUUCAAUUAUUACAAAUAUGUUUUCUUUUUACAGCUUUCAAACAGGGCAAACUCAUGUAGUUCUGUUUAUGACUGCGGUUGCUUCACUAUCUUCCCUCGUGAAAAAGCCUAGUUUAAAGGUAUUUCCAGAUAAGGGCCUGGAAGUUACAUUGUCUGGAUCUGCUGCGAAACAGAAGCCUCCUACAACUUUGUCACCCUCAAUGUUGAUGUUGGAUUGGAGAUGUGAGGUGGCCCGUGAUACACCAUAUGAAGUUAAUAUCACAAUCCCAGUUGAGGGUUAUGAGCCAAUUCAAUUUGUGCUUACAAAAACAUGUGACUAUACACAGGAUCCAGGGGGAGGUCGCACAAGAGGGUGGGCAAUAUUUGGAGUGCUGUCCUGCAUAUUUUUUGUCUCUUCAACACUCUUUUGCUGUGGAGGGUUCAUUUACAAGACGAGAGUGGAACGCCAGCGUGGAAUUGAUGCUUUGCCCGGCAUGACAAUCCUUUCUGCGUGCUUAGAGACAGUUAGUGGAGCUGGACAUGGUUACUCACGCCCAGAAGAAGUCAAUACUGCCUUUGGCAGUGAGGCCUCGUGGGAGCGUCCUCAUGUUCCUUCACAAGCUGCAUGGAAACCAACAGAAAGAAAAUAUGGUGCCAUUUGA
Messenger RNA from Sphenostylis stenocarpa, 1026 nucleotides. Lineage: Eukaryota; Viridiplantae; Streptophyta; Magnoliopsida; Fabales; Fabaceae. The record is from the annotation of a GenBank genome assembly.